ACAGACAUUGAGCCUCCAAGACCAUCACCUUAGAGAAGUGAUGGAGAGCAAUACUGAGCAGAUGGCUGAGGUUCAGAUGGGAGAGGAUUCUGGGCCCUGGGAAAGGCAGUGAGUGGAUGGUGGGAGCUUCGGUAGAGGCAACUCGGCUGAAUGAUGAGAGCAGAACAGUGUUCUGGAAGCAGCACUGAGGAGCAAACAGGGAGAACAUUUUCCUUCUCUCUGAUUUUCUGCUGGAAAAGUGAAAUUAAAAUUACUGAAGGAGCAACUUCAAGGACCAGUGAAACAACCACUAAAUUAUAAAAUGGCAAAUUCUUCUGAAAGUAACAAACCCAAGAUAAAAGGGCAGGUUUGCGGGCAGUGUGAGAAGAAAGCUGCUCUGCUAGUAUGCCUUGAAUGUGGAGAAGAUUAUUGCUCAGGCUGCUUUGCUAAAAUCCACCAGAAGGGGGCACUGAAACUCCACAGAACAACUCUUCUGCAGGCAAAAUCGCAAUUAUUAUCCAAUGUAUUGGAUGCUGCCCAUCAGUUUAUAAAGGAAGUUAAUCCAGAUGAACCCAAAGGGGAGAAUCGGUCCACAAAAGAGAUUAGUAAAAGCCGGCAGAAAACCACGCUUCCUCUUCUGCAGGGGAGCAGCUCUCAGGUAGAAGAUCCAGCAACAAAAAAAGAAGAAUGUGCAAAUCCAAGAGACAAGCCCUUGUGUGAAGUGCCUUUCAAUGAAGAAGCUUCUGCCCAAUCCUUUCAGAAAGUUUUAAGUCAGUGGAGAAAUGGACAUCAUAACAGUGAGACACAGAACUUACAUGCAGCAAAAUCAGAUUCAUUGGAAGAAUGUGAAGUACAAACUAAUCUGAAAAUUUGGACAGAACCACUUACUAUUGAAUUUAAGGAAGAUAGUCUAUCUUACAUGGAAAAAUUAUGGCUUAAAAAACACAGAAGAACUCGACUGGAGCAACUUCAAAACAUGCUACCGGACACCUUCAUACCUCAGUGUAAAACCACUAGUGAGGCACAAUGUUCUCAGAAUGAAAAUGAUGAAGGUAGUGAUGUUGAGGAUAUCAAGAUGCAAUCCCCAGCUCUUUUUCUGUCAAUAGAAGAAUUAAACAUAGAUAGACCUGAACCAGCUCUAAAAAUAGUUGAACUGGAUGACACUUAUGAAGUGGAAUUUGAAGAACCAGGAAAUGCUGUGCCUUAUAAAGUUGAGUUAGCAGAUGCAGACAGUCAACAAAGUCACACAUUUCAUGAUUAUCAGAAUGCUUUUCUGUAUGAAAAUGACAUCCAUCAACAUCAUGUAUUCACCAAGAGAAAAUCUGACCUCUUCCACCUUCUGAGUAACAACUCUUUUUUUUGUAAAGAUAACUCAAAAGCAGGAACUUCACAUGCAGAUUUUGAUACCUUUGUGGAUCCUGAUGCAUACACUCCUGCUAUUGAAAAAUUAGAGGAAAACAGCUUUUUUGAGAAAAAUUUGAAAGAGAAAGGCAUAGAUAUAGAAAGUAAUAAAAAACAUGACGAUUCCCACAUAACACUUGAGAGCAAGGAUUCUUUGCCAAGUACAGAUUUAGAAAAACCCUGCAUUAAGGAGAAAUUAUCUCAAGAGGACAAGAACUCCUUGGAAUUCAGCAAGCUGCAUGAGAGGCCAAACUUUGAAGAUUCUAAAACUACAGAGUCACCACUGUCGUUACAAGAAGUGGCCCUCAGGAGUAAGCCCAUAACUGAACAAUAUCAAGGACUUGAAAGAUUCUUUGUUUUUGAUAAAAAUGAAAGACUCAACUUACUUCCUUCUCAUAGCUUAGAAUGCAGCUCCUCCAAUACUAGGAUUACAGUUGCAGGAGACAGAGAAUGGAUCCCAGACCACAGUGUAAGUGCAUGUGCUGAUAACACAGUUGCCUUGGGUGUUCUGAAGUUUUCCCAGAAACUAUCAGCAAGGAGAACACAGCUAAAGACUGGCCAGAUAUCACAGAGACCUUCAACAGCAAAUUUACCACUUUCCAACUCUGUGAGAAGUUCCAGUUGCUUUUCUUCUUCUCAUCCCCGGUCAAGAAGUGCAGUUGCUCAGUCACUCUCUAAAGCUGCUUCUGAAAUUUCAGAAAUUGAAUAUAUUGAUGAUACUGACCAUGACGAGCCUUUCUUAGAUGACACUGAUGAUCAGCAGACCUUAGACAGUUUGGAAAAAGAAUUAAAUGAGCUGAGAAAUCUUGCAGAUCCUUCAGAAAAGCUCUACAGCCUAUCCUCAGAAGAGUUACCAGCCUUCAACAACCAUUUGCUGAAUACAAGUCAGACCACCCUAGAUUUCCUUAAGGCCUCAUGUGCAAGGGGUCUCUGUGGAUUUGAGGAACAGAGCUCUUCUGAAAAGGAUACUGGAAUCCAAUCUUUGCUAACAGUUUCUGAAAGCAGUACGGACGAAGAGGAAGAAGAUUUUCUUGACAAGCAACAUGUCGUUUCACUCCCGUGGUCAAAGAGUACCUAGUGAUCAUUCAUUACUUUUUCCAUUUUGUACCUAGAGUAAAGCAAACCUGAAAAAAGUUAUCAAGUGAUUACUUGUCCAGGUGAUAGAGAGUUUUGAUUAUUGUCUCUAAUAUUUCAAGGUUUACAGACUAAUAAAAAUUAGUGAUAUUAUAA
Molecule: messenger RNA, 2610 nt
Organism: Odocoileus virginianus texanus
Lineage: Eukaryota; Metazoa; Chordata; Mammalia; Artiodactyla; Cervidae
Gene: ZBBX
Product: zinc finger B-box domain containing
Molecular function (GO): zinc ion binding
Source: RefSeq, a predicted model, not a curated record